Gadus morhua (Atlantic cod) is the source of this 3956-nucleotide messenger RNA. RefSeq names its product Fas binding factor 1 (gene fbf1). The record is from RefSeq and is a predicted model, not a curated record. The coding region runs from base 448 to 3924 and encodes 1158 amino acids. The transcript is spliced from 29 exons. Lineage: Eukaryota; Metazoa; Chordata; Actinopteri; Gadiformes; Gadidae. Gene Ontology annotation, cellular component: ciliary basal body; centriole; ciliary transition fiber. Gene Ontology annotation, biological process: cilium assembly; establishment of epithelial cell polarity.
UAAACAGGAAGUAAAGGUGACGCCGACGGUCUCCAAUGGAAAUGCGGCAAAUCACUGCAGUCUAAAUACUACAGCCAUCAGGCACUAUCCUUGAUAUAUUACAACAACUCUUUUCUGCAUAAGACCUUAGUGUUUCUGGUGAAGUAGUUGUGCCUACCCGACCCUCCGCGUCUUCGGUAACGUUAGAAGAGCGAUUAGUGGUCACCAUAGUGCUCAACAUGGGCAUCGAACCUGUGUGUCCGUGUUAAUGUAGGUCAACAUGGGCAUCGAACCUGUGUGCAUGUGUGAGCAGGUCAGCAUGGGUCGGAACAGAGCAGAACCUCCAGGCCUGAGGUGUUCAUGACCCAUAGGGUCAUUGUGUGUACGAGAAGGGCAGGGUUACCAUAACGACGAGCGACGCCUUAAAGGAUUAACCCGCUUUGGGUUCAGCUCCCUGCAGCCUUCAGCAUGGCUUUCAAGCCGAAAAGCAGAUUACUGCGUGGGUCGUUUGAAGACAAACUUUCAGAUACAGACUUCAGUGCACAGGGUAAACCGAAGCGUGCGGCUGCACUAAACAGGUCCUCGAAGAGCGAUGACUUCUUCCAGAAGCUGGCGGAGGAGGCUGAGCGGGAGGCCGGGGUGGAGGAUUCUGAUGUUUCGGAGGCCGACCCUACAGACAUACUGAAGAACCUGAAGGAUAUGGACGACAUGGAGGCCGAUCUGUUUGGGGCCAAGAAGCCUGGCUCCGCCCCGCCUCAGGCCAAGAGGUCCAGUCCCCCCGGGGCCAGAGCUGAGAGCACCGCGAGAGCAGGAGGAGCAGGAUCCACCUCGGAGCCGAAGAAGCCAAGCUCCGCCCCUUCCGCCUCCAGCUCGCAGGGAUACAGGAAGUUCGACUUCUCCGAUCUAGAUGACCCCCUGAUUGAUCUUCUAGAUGAGCUGGAUCUAGAAGAAACUAAGUCGGAGCCCAGCAAGGUUCCCCCAAAGAAACCAGUACCGUCCCCCACUGGGACCCCGGUCCUGAAGACCAAGGAACCAGCUAAGGUCGUUAAGAAAGGGGAGGAGCUGACCUUUGACGAUGAUGAAGAUGAUCUCAUUGACGCUCUGGGAUUCGACAACGACAAAGAGAUCCCGAAAAAGAAGGAGGCUUCGCCCCUAAAGUCGAGCAGUGACCCCCCCCAGAGGGCUCGCACCCGGCUGGACGAGAUCCUGGGGAGGGGCACGCCCCCCCGUCUCCUGGAGCGCCCACCAACCGGGGAACGGAAGGAGGAGGCGCCGCAGCCAAUGAGCCGGCAGGACCGGGACAAGCCCGGCAGCGCUAAAGAGCCGCUGCUGGAGGACGAACUCGGGUUCGGCUCGUACCAGCCCACGCUAGGCUCCGCCCCCGAGGGUCGCCAGUCCCGCAGGCAGUCUGUCAGGUUCUCCACGGAGGACAUCAGCAGCUCCACCCUGGAGAGAAAGGCUAAGCCCAGUGCCAAGCCCACCACCCCAAACCCCGCCCCCACCACCACAAACCCCGCCACCAGUCCGUCCAGGGCGCGCUCCUCCUCCGACUGGCUCGGCCUGAAGCCCAGCGACGAGCUGACCUUCCUGGAUGACGACGAGCCCGUCGUCACGGACACCAUCAGGGACCCCACCUCCCCAGCCGCGGGGAGAAGGAACUCGCCCGCCUCGACCAAUGAGAAGGACGGCACAGCGAUGCCCAGAGACCCUGCCCCCAGCCCCGCCCACUUUCCUAACAAAGCGCCCAAGACAGAGGAGGGGAGGAGCCAGAAGGGGAGGGUGGAGGAGGUAGAACAGGAAGGGGAGGAGCAGGAAGAAGAGAAGCAGAAGAAUAAUGAGGAGGAGGAGGACUGGCUCUCGGGAGCUCUGAGCAGGAGGAAGGCUCUGGGGGCCUCCCAGCCAGAGAGGAGGAGGUCCAUGCAGGAGGAGUCGCUGGGCCCGGGUGGAGGAGAGGAGGUCGUCAGCUCCACCGUCGGGAAACCGGCCCCCUCCCCCGCACCCUCCGCGAGGAGACAGGAGACAGAGGAGAACUCAUCAAGCCUCCUGACCGGCCGGAUGCCCAGCCCUGGGGUGCAUUCCAAAGCAGUCAGGGAUGUAGCGCCAACACAAGGAACCCAACUCACCCCCUCACCAGCUCCUGCUCUGCAGCCACAGGUGACCCCCUCCACAGAGAGUCUGCAGCAGCUUCUCCUACAACAGCAGCAGCUCAUGCAAUCCCAGUUCUUGGGCCUAGGGGGCGCCCUGGACUACGGCUGUCUGCUCAAACCAGACCGGGCGGAGCCGCAUCUGGGUGACCGCCAGGCGCUGCAGGCCCGCAUUGCCCACCUUGAGGGACAGGUGAGGGGUCUCCUGCUGGAGAGGGACCAGACCCAGAUGUUGAUGGAGAACGUCCGUCUGAGACACCAGCAGGACAUGGAGCAGCUGGAGACCGCCCACAGGGCGCGGGUGCAGCUGCUGGAGGCCUCGUGGUCGCAGCGGGAGGCGCGGGCGCGGCAGGAGAGCAAGGACCUGGCGGAGAGCCUGGCGGCGGCGGGGCGCACUGCGGAGCAGCAGAGGGCCGAGCUGGCGGCCGCGCACCAGAGGAGGCUGGCCCAGAGCCAGCAGGACCGGGACCGCGAGGUCCAGAGGCUCCGGGACCUCCAGAGGCAGUCCAUCCUAGAGGUGAAGCAGGACCACGAGGAGCAGCUCCUCCGGCUCAAGCGGCUGAAGGAGGAGGAGAUCGAGGCGGUGACCAGCGCCACGUCCCAGACGCGCUCGCUGACGGGCGUCAUGGAGCAGAUGGAGGGCUUCUCCUGCCGCCUGGGAGAGCUGUCCUGCCGCGUAGAGAGCACCCACGAGCACACGGCCCAGGGCCUGGAGCAGGGCGCCAGGCAGCGGGAGGAGCAGCUCCGAGUCAUGCAGGAGCGGCUGGGCCAGCAGCAGAGGGCCAUGGCGGAGGAGCGGGCCCGUCUGAAGGAGGUGAUCACCAGGAUGGAGGUCCAGCUGGGGGAGCAGCAGAGGCAGCUGGAGAAGGAGCGCUGGCGGGUGACGGCGGAGCAGGCCAAGGCGGAGUCGUCCCAGAGGAGCCUGGAGGAGGAGCGGCGCGCCCUGAACCAGCACACCUCCAUGGAGAGGGAGGAGCUGGAGAGGGCCAAGAACGCGCUCCUGGAGGAGCAGCAGGCGGUGAUGACGCGCUGCGGCGAGGAGCGGAGGAAGAUGGCGGCCGAGUGGGCCCAGCUGCACGCCGCCGAGAAGACGAGGCAGGAGCAGGAGGAGCGGCGGGCCGGCCGGCACCUGGAGAGAGACGCCCACGCCCACUCCAACAUCAUCAGCAUUGCCCAGGAGCAGGCGGAGGUGAAGCUGCGCUCCGGUGAGCUCCAGCAGCGGGAGGGGGCCCUGGCCCGGGAGAGGGAGGCCCUGGAGCGGCAGCUGGAAGAGGCGCAGCGGGAGAAGGACCGGCUCAGCGCCACAGCCCUCAAGCUGCAGGCCCGGGCGCAGGAGGUGGAGGCCUUCAGCAAGCUGGCCACAGAGAAGUUCGAGGAGGGCGAGCGAGCACUGCAGACAGCGCGCGGCGUAGAGAGCGAGCACCAGGCCAGGCUGAGGAGCAUCCACUCCCAGAUAGAGCGGCUGAGGCAGCAGGAGGAGCAGCUGCUGCAGGAGAGAGUGAGGAUGACGGACCUGAGGACCGGAGAGGAGCGGUUCAGACAGAGCUACAGGCCCCUGGCCUCCCACCCCAACACGGGCCCUCCUGGACACACAGAUUUCAGUGCCAUGUGGCCAAGCCCAGCGACCCCAGAGCUGGUGGUGGUCCCAGCCAGCCCUCAGCCCAGCCGCUACGGCCUCCAGGCUAGCCUGGCCCUGCUCAGGCACACGGCAGAGAAGGACCGAGACUUCCUGCAGGACGAGCAGUUCUUCCUGGAGACGCUGAAGAAAGGAGCUCUGCAGUCCCUCUUCCACACGCAAUGAAACACCUGACAAUAAACUAUUUUGGGAUACAA